AUGAGUUCAGUGUUUGACGCUAAUUCUUUGCCAGCUGGUGCAGUGGACGGAAACAACGGGACCAAAUGGAGUUCGGACUUAUGCGCAACAACGAAACAUGGCGACAUGGAUCCGUGGUGGAUGGUGGAUCUGCAUGGGUACUUCCACAUACAUGACGUCAUCAUCACUAACUCUGACAGUUGGUGGUGGCAACUACACAGUUUCACCAUUGAUGUGUUUACGGAUAAUCCAAUAGGAUGUGCACGCGCCACCCCAGUCCAGUGUUACAACCGCACCGACCCACUGGGGCGUAGUGAGACUGUACAGUUUAAAUGUCACUCGCCCGUGACUGGUCGGUUCGUCCGUAUAAAGAAGUGGAGAAUGACGAACACGUAUGACACACCGAUACUUUGUGAUGUUCAGGUUCUUGGCACAAGGGCUACAGGUUGUGCCUUCACUCGCCGUUUUCACCGUGUACGAGAGACGCGACUGAACUCGCAAACUGACGUCAUUUCCGGCGUUGUUGACGUCAUGAAUUGCGCGAGCAGAUGUGGUCACCGUGAUUGUUUGGCAUUCAACUACAACCAGAACAGUCAACAGUGUCAGCUCAUUUCAGCUCCGACGUUUACAGAUUCAACAACGAUGACGUCAUCGUGGGAUUACUACGGAGUGGAUCUUUGUUGA
Gigantopelta aegis is the source of this 663-nucleotide messenger RNA. RefSeq names its product fucolectin-like. Bases 1 to 663 code for a protein of 220 amino acids. The transcript is spliced from 3 exons. NCBI's taxonomy places the organism in Eukaryota, Metazoa, Mollusca, Gastropoda, Neomphalida, Peltospiridae. The record is from RefSeq and is a predicted model, not a curated record.